Molecule: messenger RNA, 1706 nt
Organism: Mauremys reevesii (Reeves's turtle)
Lineage: Eukaryota; Metazoa; Chordata; Testudines; Geoemydidae
Product: tripartite motif-containing protein 10-like
Exons: 7
Coding region: 1-1458 (485 amino acids)
Molecular function (GO): protein binding; zinc ion binding
Source: RefSeq, a predicted model, not a curated record
AUGGCCUCAGGGACUCCUGCACAGGACAUCCAAGAGGAAACGAAAUGUCCCAUCUGCCUGGAAUAUCUGAUGGAUCCAGUGACCAUAGACUGUGGGCACAACUUCUGCCGAGGCUGCAUCACUCGGUACUGUGAGAUGUGGACAGAGGGGGACUAUGACCCUUUGUGCUGCCCCAGCUGCAGAGCCCGAAUCCGGAAAGGGGCUCUCCGGAAUAACUAUCAACUAGCAAAUAUAGUGGAAAAAAUCAAACAACUGCAUUUCAAACCAGGGAAAGAGAAUCUGUGUGAGAUGCACGGCAAAGCCCUGGAUCUGUUCUGUGCAGAGGACGGGGAAACCGUGUGUGUGGUUUGUGAGAGAUCCCCCCAGCACAGAUCUCACACGGUGCUGCUCAUGGAGGACGCUGCCCAGAAAUACAAGGGAAAAAUCCAGGCCCAUUUGAAGACUCUGAGGGAAGAGAGAGAAAAGCUGCUGGGAUUUAAAGAGACUGGAGAGGAGAAAUGCCAGGAGUAUCUGAAUCAGAUAAAAAAGGAGAAGCAGAAAAUUGUGUCUGAAUUUCAGCAACUGCGGCAGUUCCUGGAGGAACAAGAGCGACUCCUGCUGGCCCAGCUGGAAAAGCUGGACAAGGAGAUUUUGAAGAUACAGAAUGAAAACGUCACCAAACUCUGGGAGGAGAUUUCCUAUCUCAAUGAGCUGAUCAGUGAGCUGGAGGGGAAGUAUCAGAAGCCAGCGGGUGAAUUCCUGCAGGACAUCGGAAGCACCUUGAGCAGGUGUGAGAAGGGCAAGUUCCAGCAACCAGAGGAGAUUUCUCCUGAACUGGAAAAAAGACUCAGUGAUUUCUCUCAGAAAACUGUUACUGUAAUGGAGACUCUGAGGAAGUUCAAAGACACUCUGCCAUCUACAGUGAAGAAAAAAACAGGGGAAACCCUAGAAUCUUUCAGACAUGCGUAUGUGACUCUGGAUCCAGACACGGCUCAUCCCAAACUCAUCCUGUCUGAGAAUUGGAAAAGUGUGAGAUGGGGAGACACGUGGCAGCAACUGCCCAAGAACCCUGAGAGAUUUGACUCUGAUCCCUGUGUGCUGGGCUGUGAGGGAUUCACCUUGGGGAGACAUUGCUGGGAGGUGGAGGUGGGGGCUGGGCGAUUCUGGGCUGUGGGAGUGGCCAGAGAGUCUGUAAGGAGGAAGGGAGGGAUCAGCCGUAGCCCUGAGGGGGGGAUCUGGGCUGUGGAGCGAUGGGGGGAUCAGUUCCGGGCUCUCACCUCCCCUGUGACCCCCCUGCCCCUGAGCCGGGUCCCCAGCAGGAUCCGGGUUUGUCUGGAGUGUGAUUGGGGGCAGGUGACAUUUAUCGAUGCUGGUGACGAGGCCCCGAUCUUCACUUUCCCACUGGGCUCGGUCCCUGGGGAGAGAAUCCGACCCUGGCUCUGGGUGUGGUGGGGAUCUUGGCUCAACCUGUGUUUCUGAGACAGGGCAGAGAAUAUCUCACUGGAGACUCUGAGAUCAACCUCUGUAGCCUCACACACCCUUGUCUCUAUGACCUCUCCCUGUGGACUUUCAGUCAUGCCGUCUCUAUGACCCUGAAGUUUGCUUCCGGUCUCAACUCGGUGCAGCCUCUGGACUGUCAAACCACAGAGAGCAUUGAGGGAGAGAGGCAGAGAAGCCAAUCUCAUCACUGCCCCAGGCAUUGUACAACCUGUUUGCCAUUUUCUUCU